CGCCCACUGUAGGAUGCUGCGCUUGUGAACGACUACCGAAUGUAACUGGUAAACCGGCCAAUGAGAAAGUCACGACUGCAACUAGAAUACCAUACUCACAAUACGCUACACGCCGAUAUUGAUGUUCAGGAUAGUACAAGGUCACGCUUUAGAUCAGCAGAACAGCUGAUACUGAAAUAAAUUAAAAAACGAACGAAGGGAAGCUCAUAAUCACUUCGACAAGAAGACAGGGGUGCGUGACUGCAGAGAGGAGAGACUUAGCUUACUUUUGCUACCAAGUCGGACAUCAUCACUACAUUCCCACCAAGGAGGUCUGAAUCACUUGAAUGCAAAGAUGACUGACGUGGUCGUAGACGGCAAGUUGGAGGCGGUGAAACAGGCAACGAAAUAUGUCAAAGAGACCGAAAACGUCGCGGAAAAAUAUUCUGCGAUGACGGUCAGCAAAAACAGCGACAUGAACAUGAAUGUGGGCGAAUUGCAGUCCGCCGCAUUUACUGCGGUGCCUACUCUGAAAUCCGUCAAGAAGAUCCAGUUUGCCAACGCGGAGGAUAAACAGGAGUUCCAGAAGUAUCCCACCAAAGCCGGCCGGCGCUCCCUCUCCCGCUCCAUCUCCCAGUCCUCCACAGACAGCUACAGUUCAGCUGCCUCAUACUCCGACAGCUCUGACGACGAGACGUCCCCCAGGGACAAGGUCCAGACCAACUCCACUGGAAGCAGUGACUUCUGCGUGAAAAAUGUCAAACAGGCUGAGUUUGGGAGGAGGGAGAUCGAGAUCGCAGAGCAAGAUAUGUCAGCCCUGAUCUCUUUGAGGAAGAGAGCUCAAGGAGAGAAGCCUCUAGCUGGAGCCAAGAUUGUCGGCUGUACCCACAUCACAGCCCAGACCGCAGUUCUGAUUGAGACUCUGGUAGCUCUGGGGGCUCAGUGUCGUUGGACAGCCUGUAACAUCUACUCUACUCAGAAUGAAGUGGCCGCUGCCCUGGCAGAGACCGGUGUUCCUGUGUUUGCGUGGAAGGGUGAGUCAGAGGAUGACUUCUGGUGGUGCAUCGACCGCUGUGUCAACGCCGAGGGUUGGCAGGCCAACAUGAUCCUCGACGACGGAGGGGAUCUGACCCACUGGGUUUAUAAGAAGUACCCCAGCGUCUUCAAGAAAGCUCGGGGCAUCGUUGAGGAGAGUGUCACUGGAGUGCACAGGUUGUACCAGCUGUCCAAGGCGGGGAAGCUGUGUGUCCCAGCCAUGAACGUCAACGACUCAGUGACCAAGCAGAAGUUUGACAACCUCUACUGCUGCCGGGAGUCCAUCCUGGACGGGUUGAAGAGGACGACGGACGUGAUGUUCGGGGGCAAACAGGUGGUGGUUUGUGGUUACGGGGAGGUCGGGAAAGGCUGCUGCUCGGCUCUCAAGGCCCUGGGAUCCAUUGUCUGCAUCACGGAGAUUGACCCCAUAUGUGCCCUGCAAGGCUGCAUGGAUGGGUUUCGGGUGGUGAAGCUCAACGAAGUAAUUCGCCAGAUGGAUUUAGUGAUUACCUGCACAGGCAACAAGAACGUGGUUACCAGGGAACAGCUGGACCGGAUGAAGAACGGCUGCAUAGUAUGUAACAUGGGACACUCCAACACCGAGAUCGAUGUGGCAAGUCUACGGAGCCCUGAGCUCACCUGGGAGAGGGUACGUUCCCAGGUUGACCAUGUGAUCUGGCCCGAUGGCAAGAGGGUUGUCCUGCUGGCUGAGGGUCGUCUGCUGAACCUGAGCUGUUCCACAGUACCGACGUUUGUCCUGUCGAUCACAGCCACCACUCAGGCCCUGGCUCUGAUUGAGCUGUUCAAUGCUCCGGAGGGACGCUACAAACAGGACGUAUACCUGCUGCCUAAGAAGAUGGAUGAGUACGUGGCCAGCUUGCACCUGUCCAACUUCGAUGCGCACCUGACCGAGCUGUCUGACGAGCAGGCCAAAUACAUGGGCCUGAAUAAGAACGGACCCUUCAAGCCCAACUACUACAGGUAUUGAUGGGGAACGAACAAUGACCAGAGGCCGGCAACCAA
Esox lucius (northern pike) is the source of this 2037-nucleotide messenger RNA. It is a transcript of the gene ahcyl1, whose product is annotated as adenosylhomocysteinase-like 1. Gene Ontology annotation, biological process: L-methionine cycle. The record is from RefSeq and is a predicted model, not a curated record. The transcript has 16 exons. Lineage: Eukaryota; Metazoa; Chordata; Actinopteri; Esociformes; Esocidae. Gene Ontology annotation, cellular component: cytosol. The coding region runs from base 335 to 2002 and encodes 555 amino acids.